AAUAACUCUGCUGGAUCUUGAAACCCGUGGGACCUUCUGGACUGCUCGCUCAUCCUGCUUUCAAACGUGCACAUUUGCUUGGCUAUAUCACCGCGGCCCAUGUUUUCCCACAGACUAGAGCUUCUUCAGUCUGUCCACACUAUGUCUGGUUCAAGAACUCCCAAGGCUUCGGAGUCGGCCGAGGUCAAUCGAAUCAUUCAAGAAUAUCUCCAACACGGCCGAAUGGCUCGAGAGAGAACACGAUUGCGAGAGCAAAAUAUCCUUGACGUGAUCGGCUUGGUGCGUAACCAGAACGACCAGGAUGAAGACCUUCACGAGAAAAGCGUUCAGGAUGCUUCAAGAUCAAUCAUUGAUAGUUUGGUUGAAGCUGGGAUUCUCAGCAGGAUGUCGCGAAGACGGGGAGCUGAGAGAGGGCAACGAGGUCACGAGUCGGAUCAAGACGGUGAGGAUGAAGAGAGGCAGGAGAAGGUACCUGCGAUAGAUACGGAAAGAGACCAGCAAGGCAAGACAAAACGUCCUCGCCGACAAAAUGGUCCUAUCACUAGCUCAACGACAGCCGCAAAACAUUCGAAUUCUGGGCGACCUUCACAACUCAGCUCGGAUCCAGGCUUUGUUGAACAUGACGGAGUCGAUGAACAUCCUGAUGACGAAUAUGUCUUCCCACCAGACGCAAGUCCACUUACUCUGUAUGGUCGAAAUCCUCAGCUUAGACGCAAAACUGCAAAGCAACUCGGCUCGAUGGCACUGUCAAGUAGUGAUAACGAGGUGGAAUCACAUAGCCCACCUGGAAGUCCUUGUCUUAUGGUGACUCCAGCGGGAUCGCCAGGUUCCCAAGCACAAAAUUCAGAAGGCGAGCGCGAUGAUGCUUCACCUGCAUUAAAUGCGCAUCUCGAUGAGAGCAUCAUUCAAGAUGAUGACCUAGUCAGCAACAAUCGAUCCGACCGAGUUGAUACACAAACAAGCGUGAAGUCCAGUCCAUCUGAAAACCCACCCGCGGGCUUGCACGCUACAUGUGGGCACCAAUCCCCUCUUCCCGCUACGAUUGACAUCCCAGAGCUACAGCCGUCUCUUGAUGAUGAGCGGAACGAUGAUAUAGUAAGAUAUUUGCCAGGAUCAAAAAAUGUAGUUCGGGGUUACUAUCGGCUGAAUUGCACUCAUUGCGCAAACUUUCGCCCAGUAGAAAGAUCUAACGCCGUGGAAGAAUUUGCGGAACACUUGAGGGUGGAUCACAAUAUCUCCUUUGCUGAUAAGGAUAGAGCCACUGUAGUACGAGACCACUGUGGCGUAUUUAUUCCUGAUGAAUUGAUGGGGAAGUUGAAGAGACCAGAUACCAGGCUCACAGGUCCAUCUAAGAAUGACAGGCAGCCUGAGAUCAAUCCGUCAGCCAUGAGAGAGCGCCCGCAAACCCAUGAUGUGAGAAAAAAUCGCCAACUUCAGGUAUCUAGACCCAGUCAUUUCCAGCAUGGCUACGAGAAUCUUGGUUAUCAAUACAACCCGUCAAGACCUCAGACAGCAGCAUCCGAAAUCUCGGCAACUGUACUAUCAGAAGCUCGACCCGUCAUGCAAACUCACGCUAGGCCUGGCAACACGGUUCUUGGGAUGAUGAAGGACAUACCUUGGCUCCUUCAAACUCAAACCUCGACGGUUCUUCCCGAGCUACCGGUGACUGUAAGCAAGCAAGCUCCAACACCUGCCAGUAAUUCAAAUGGAGCUAAACGAGCCUCCUCUUCCCCUGAACUUAGCGAGAACAAUUCUUCGAAGCGGUCUCGACAGAGUGGUUCAAGUAAGGCGAGAGAAGACGUUGGCUUAUCCAAAAGAGCUCCAUUGGCCAAGAAGCAAGUUGAGGUGCCUGAAGGAAAUGAAAAUAGUGCAGACGUUCGUGCUAAGCACCCUGACGAGGACAUUGGUGGUGAGAAUCACGGUGAAGUUGAAGCAGGAGAAAUCGUGGAGGACCCUCUGAAUCAUGGCUGAAGGUAGUACUGCGGCUCAAUAGGAGGGGUAUGGGACGCUGUUUUUCGUUCUUUGCAUUUAGUUUUGUGUUUUCGCUUUUUGAUUGUCGUUGAUGUUCGCAGUAUGCUGUCAAGACGUCGAGUCCAGAGAGAAAACAAAGGUUUCU
Mollisia scopiformis is the source of this 2116-nucleotide messenger RNA. RefSeq lists its product as uncharacterized. NCBI's taxonomy places the organism in Eukaryota, Fungi, Ascomycota, Leotiomycetes, Helotiales, Mollisiaceae. The coding region runs from base 100 to 1971 and encodes 623 amino acids. The transcript has 2 exons. The record is from RefSeq and is a predicted model, not a curated record.